This is a messenger RNA of Lampris incognitus (smalleye Pacific opah), 1812 nucleotides long. RefSeq names its product leucine rich repeat and Ig domain containing 4b (gene lingo4b). Lineage: Eukaryota; Metazoa; Chordata; Actinopteri; Lampriformes; Lampridae. Gene Ontology annotation, molecular function: protein binding. The record is from RefSeq and is a predicted model, not a curated record. The transcript has a single exon. The coding region runs from base 1 to 1812 and encodes 603 amino acids.
AUGUUUGUGGAGUCUGUUGUCCGAUGGGGAGCAUGGAGCCUCCUGGUCCACUUUGGGCUUGGCGUUUCUGCAGGGAACUGUCCUUCACGGUGUGUGUGUCGGCCGAACUCAUCAGAGGUAAACUGCUCUGGCAAACAUCUAACCUCAGUGCCGGAGGGCUUCUCCAGCAAUGCCAGAUAUUUGGACUUAUCGCGCAAUAAGCUUAAGACCAUUGGACGCCGCCAGUUCUCAGGCCUUUACCAACUUCAAGAGUUGGACCUCAGUGAUAAUAUAAUCUCCAUGAUUGAGGUGGAGGCCUUCCAGGGGAUGCACAACUUAAGGACUCUUUGCAUCAAAAACAACCGACUCAAGAUUAUCCCGGUCAGGGUAUUUUCAGGCCUACCAAGUCUGCGCAUCCUGGACCUCAGUGAGAACGAGAUUCUGGUCUUUCUGGACUAUACCUUCAAAGAGAUGGUGAACUUGCAGAUAUUGGAGGCAGGGGAGAAUGACUUGGUGUUCAUCUCUCAGAGAGCAUUCAUCGGUUUGCAGAACCUGCAGGAGCUCACCUUGGACCGCAGCAAUCUGACCUCCAUCCCCACUGAGGCAUUGUCGCAGCUACAGAGCCUGACACGUCUGAACAUGCUGAGACUCACCAUCUCCGCGUUGCCCAACAACGCCUUCCGUCGGCUCCACCGCCUUCGCAGCCUCGUGAUCUCAAACUGGCCCAUGCUGGAUACACUGGCAACAAACAGCUUAAUUGGCCUAAACCUCACUUCCCUGGUCAUCAGCAACUGCAACCUCAGCGUGGUUCCCUACUUGGUGCUUCGUCACCUGGUCUACCUGCGCUUCCUGGACCUUUCCUACAACCCCAUCACUACAAUCCGAGGAAAUCUCUUGGGGGAUCUUCUGAGGCUCCAGGAGUUGCAUUUGGCUGGGGGCAGUCUGCUGCGAAUAGAACCGGGGGCCUUCAGGGGUCUCGCCUACUUCCGGAUGCUCAACGUGACGUCCAACCAGCUCACUACGUUGGAGCAGAGUGCCUUCCACUCAGUGGGGAAUCUCCAGAUUUUGCGGUUGGAUGGGAAUCCCUUGGCAUGUGAUUGCCGGCUUCUCUGGGUGGUCCACCGGCGGGUGCGCUUGAAUUUUGACGGUCACCAGCCCACAUGUUCGUCUCCUGAUAAGGUGCGGCAGCGUGAGUUCAAGGACUUCUCAGAGAAGGAGCUUCCAAGGCUGUUCACCUGUCGGCCGGCCCGUAUUGCAGACCGCCGGCCCCAAGAAGCCAGAGUAGAGGAGGGCACCACGGUGCUCUUCUCCUGUAAGGCAGAUGGUGACCCGGCUCCAUCUAUCACAUGGGUCUCAUCCCAGAAAUCCUUGAUUUCUUCGACAGGGAGAAUCAGGGUUCUGCCUAAUGGCACUCUAGAGGUGCGUUUUGCCCAGGUUCAGGACAGCGGUUCAUAUAAGUGCACAGCUAGCAACGCAGCUGGCAACGACAGCAUCACCGUUAGCCUGCAGGUGAAAGGGUUCCCCCGCAACCGCACCAUGCCCUUUUUCACAGAAGAGGGCUGGGUAGAGUCCUCUUACUCUCCUACAGUCAACUCCUCAACUCAGAUGGCCAAGCCAUACCCAUUUGAUGCAAAGACACUGAUCAUCGCCACAACCAUGGGCUUCCUGUCAUUCCUCAGCUCUGUGGCAAUCUGCUUUGUGUUCAUGUUCUUCUGGAGUCAGAGCAAAGGCCAGAUAAAGCACACGGCAACUAUCGACUUUGUUCCCCGUACCUCCAUGGGUGGAGGAGGGGAUGGAGGGGACGGUGGCCGGUUUACUAUGAAACUCAUCUAA